Molecule: messenger RNA, 621 nt
Organism: Epithele typhae
Lineage: Eukaryota; Fungi; Basidiomycota; Agaricomycetes; Polyporales; Epitheliaceae
Exons: 1
Coding region: 1-621 (206 amino acids)
Source: RefSeq, a predicted model, not a curated record
AUGCGCUUCAGGCACUUCUUCCACCCCCACCACGGCGAAGUGUUCCUCGAGUACACCAAACGCUUGACCAGUGGCUCCCCAGAUGAAGUUGUGUUCAGAGCCAACAUCAUCUCUGCGAAAUCUCCAGAGCCCGUCGGCGAUGUCGUGGUCAAGUUCGCGCCGGCCUACGGCAUCGAAGGCCAUAAGCUGCUCGCCGAGCGCGGGCUGGCGCCCGAGGUGUGGUACGGAGAGUGGGAGCCAGUCCUUGGCAACUUCGUUGUCGUCAUGGACUUCGUCCCGGGAAACCCGUGCGUCGAGGAGCUCAUGUCUAAACAAGCGGCGUCCGUGCACGACGCGGUGGCCCUCCUGCACGAGCACGAUCUCGUGUUUGGCGACUUGCGGCCUGGCAACCUCAUUGCCGUCGCGGGUGAGGACCGCGUCGUGCUCAUCGAAUUUGAUUGGUGUGGCAAGGUCGGCGAGGCGCGCUACCCCCGCGACAUCAACUUCAACGACAGGAUCCCGUGGGACCACGGCGUCAUCGGCGGGGGUCUCAUAGCGAAGCAGCAUGAUAUGCAUCUUCUUGCGACCCUGCCGCCCAGGCGCAAUGCGCCUACAGCAGGAUAUACGGCUCGGCCGAUGUGA